Molecule: messenger RNA, 1318 nt
Organism: Dunckerocampus dactyliophorus (ringed pipefish)
Lineage: Eukaryota; Metazoa; Chordata; Actinopteri; Syngnathiformes; Syngnathidae
Product: histamine N-methyltransferase-like
Exons: 7
Coding region: 70-942 (290 amino acids)
Molecular function (GO): N-methyltransferase activity
Source: RefSeq, a predicted model, not a curated record
GGCACGGGGAGAGGAAGGCUGGCUUCACUUUGACAUUCUGACGUAUGCAGCUAUUCAAGGCAAAUAAUCAUGGCGGCGGAGGCUAAGCAAAGCAGUUAUGAUGGCAGCCAUGUGGAAAAUUUCGAGUUCUACUUGCAAUGCUCGGGCGAGCACGAAUCCAUUCUCCACUUUCUCAUGAAGCACUUGCCAGAAGAAUUCGAAAGAAUUGGAGCAGACAAAAGUGGCCUGGCUGUUCUCGGUGUGGGAAGCGGUGGAGGUGAAGUGGAUGUCCAGAUGCUGUCUCUCAUGCAGUCCACCCUCUCCGCUCUUCCCAUCACUGCUGACAUCGUGGAAGGAAGCACCGAACUGGUUGCCAAAUUCAAAGGAUUGGUAACAAAGACUGAUCACCUUCAGAAGAUUCCAUUCACUUGGCAUACCAUGCUGAGUGAGGAGUAUAUGCAGAAAACCAAGGGAAGAGGAGACGUGAAGACAUUUGACUUCAUACACAUGAUUCAGAUGCUGUACUAUGUGGAUGACCUGACAGAAACAAUCAAAUUCUACCACAGCCUUCUGAACAAGAAUGGCAGGCUCAUGAUCAUCAUAGAAAGCGCCAAUUCGGGCUGGGACACGCUGUGGAGGACUUUCUCAAAAGAGCUGUGCAAUGAGAUACUCCCAGUGUAUCGUUCAUCUUCAGACGUCUUGGCCUCCCUGAAGAGUCUGGGUCUGAAAUACGAGGAACAUUUCAUCCCCAACACCUUUGACAUUACUGAGUGCUUCGAUCCAAACAGCAAGACUGGACAACAUCUGAUUAGUUUCAUGACAGGCAGAGAGAAUUUCUACCAGUCGUUCACGCCACGAGUAAGAGCUGACAUACUAAACGUUCUCCGGAGCAAGUGUAGCACAGAAAAGGAGGGCAAAGUGUCUUUUAACAGUGAAAUGAGAUGUGUAUUUGUUUACGCUUGAACCUGUUUCUCUCUGGGGUAAUGAUUAUCAUGAAUGAACUGAAAUUAACAUGUACUCAAAUGCUUUCUUAAAAAUAAUUUGCAAGAUUGAGUUGUAUUUUUGCUGAAAAUAAGCAUAACAACUUAGAAUUAUUGUAAGCAUUCUUUUCUUCAUAAAACAAAUAUGUCUUUGGUACUUUGGUACGAGUUUGUACUCGCAAAAUUGCAACUUUUUUUAAUCAUUAGAAUACACCUUUUUUCUCUCGCUAUUUUGAGUUUAUUCUGAUAAAAUAAAAUAAAAAAAUUUCCAUUUCUGAUGUUUUUUUUUUUUAAAUUAUCUGUUUUGUUUGUUUUUCAUAAUAUUAAGUCUUUUCAGAAUAUUAAGUCGUCCUUUAUGC